Molecule: messenger RNA, 1737 nt
Organism: Anisakis simplex (herring worm)
Lineage: Eukaryota; Metazoa; Nematoda; Chromadorea; Rhabditida; Anisakidae
Source: the annotation of a GenBank genome assembly
GACGUGAAUUGUUCCGAAAACGUGAUUGAGAACACUUACAGAGAAGAAUUGGAACCGUGUAAAUUCUUCAACUAUCACGAAGGUGGUAAACCCGUUUGGCUUACAAGAGCUGAUCUGCGACGUCUCGAGAACGCAUUAAAGACACGUUUCUUGGAAUGGUUGAAAACAGAACCAAAGAAGAUGAAUAGCGUUCUAGAUAAACUUGGUUGUAAUGUACAACAACAACUCGAUUACAGAAGCAGACCUUUCGAUCAGGUUCUCUUUAAUAACAAUAUUGAAUACAAUAAUAAUAAUAUUAAUAAUAAUAUCAAUAAUAAUUUUAAUAAUAAUGUUCAGCGUUCAACAGCAUUAAAGAGCAUAGUGCCUUUAAUAAUGGAAUUACGCGAUAAAGAAAUGUUACCAGCAAUUUGCUUCAAUGAUGACCGUAAAGUUUGUGAGCAGCUUGCCGACAAACUGUUCGAAUACUUGGAGGCAGAACAACACGAGUUUGAAGAGAGCGAUGAAUUCAAGUCGAAAUAUGCAAUCAAGGAUGAGGAGAAAAUGAUGAAAUUAACGAAGAGGAAACGAGACGUAAAGGAGAAAGCGAAAGUAACGAAAAAGAAAGGCGGCGAAAAGGAUCGUGACGAGGAACGUGAUAAUCGUGAGACUCCUCAAGAUACUAACGAGGAGGAUCCAUUGGCGGCGAAGAAACUUCGUUUGAAUCAAAUUCUUGAAAGAUUCAAAUUGCGCUCUCAGCAAAGAGACGAAGAUCUGUUUACGAAGAUGACUGACCGUUUGAAUCGUGGCAGUGGGCGUUUUCGUGAUUCGACGAGACUUUUGUUGAAAUUGUUCGAACGAGGAAUAGGUUUCCAUCACGAAGGAUUAAACGCUGCUGAGCGUAUUGCUGUUGAAAUUCUCUUUAGAUCUGGCCAACUGGCAAUGAUCUUUUCAACAUCGACACUUGCAUUAGGUAUGAACAUGCCGUGUAAAUCGGUUAUUUUCGGUGUUGACCAUCCGUUGUUAACACCACUUCAAUUCCGACAAAUGUCUGGUCGUGCGGGUCGACGUGGUUAUGAUCGUUCUGGAACAGUUAUAUUCAUGUCGAUACCUACUUCCAAGAUUCGUCGUUUGUUAACUGCCAGUUUAUCGACAUUGCGUGGUAAUGUUCCGUUCACAGCAUCUUUCAUACUUCGACUCUUCUCCUACGUUCAUCAGAAAACAGAUGCUAAAGGUAAUCAUUCAUUUGAUAUUAUUCUUCUUUUUCAAAGUUUAUUGAUUUUAAUAUUUUCUAAAAAUGAAUUAAUGUUCCGAAUAUCAUUUACGAGAGAAACAGCGUUGACGUUACUGGAGAAUUCAUUCGCGUUGUUCACUCGCAGUGAAAUGAGAGAUGCUCUGCAAAAGCAAAUCAAAUUGUUCACAUUAUUCUCGGUGCAGUUACUCCGAUCACUGGAGUUACUCAACGAAAAGGGUGAACCAAAGGGAAUGGCUUCGAUUGUGUGUCAUUUAUCGGCGCAUGAACCCGGCAAUUUGUUGUUCAUACAUUUGCUUCAAAAUGGCAAAUUCCACGCCUUUUGCAAGCAAUACACAACCGAUAGGAAUAAACUCAAAUCGUUACUGAUCGUCGUAUUCGCGAAUCUCUUCACGAAUCGACGUCUUCCAUUGGGAUGGAAUCCAGAUGAUAAAGAUUCAUAUCCGUCUGGAGGCGAUUCCAGGGUUUAUUUCUAUUUUCAACUUUUUGAAAGAGUCGUUGAAUGUUGA